GAUUUGCAUUUCAUCUAUUCUCCCGUUGGUCUAUAUCACCACCAGUGAUCAGGCCUCAAGCUCUAAUUCCAAAGGACUUGAGAACUGGACCUUUUAACUCUGGAGAUAUACUGUUGAGAUAUUGGAAUAAUAGCUAAAUAAUGCCUGGUUUCAACUUCUGUUUUGUUAAUCAAUAUAUUAUAAAGCUGUGUACAUGUACAUCAAGCUUUAGUUGUUUAACUGUAUGGAAGGUUGAACAUGAUCAUUGAUUGAAGGUUCGAGGGUAGUGAAGAAUCUGAUAAGAAACCUGUCAUCCAAUAAUCAUGUUUUUUAGCUCCUCUUUCUUAGAUAAACUGUCAAAUAUACACUUAUGUUAUAAAAUUCUUAGACUAUAAUUAUGAUAACAUAUAUUCCAGGUGCUAAAGCAUAUAGUAUGGUGUUGGAAAUCUCUGAAUUUUAUGUAAAUGAAAGCUAUUUGCAAUUUUAUUGCUUCCAGGGAAAUGAAUUGAUUGAGCAGAAUGCUUCAAAUGCCAAUAAUUUCGAUUCAGACCCAAAUGAAAUCCACCGCUUUGAACAAUUAAGGAAUGAACUAAUUGAGCUUGAGAAGCGUGUUAAAAGAAGUGCUGAUCAGUCAGCAUAUGAGGAGGAUGUUAAGGUUACAGUUGAUCGUCCUAGGUCUAUUGGUUACGUUGGACGUGCUCAAUUGGUUGAGGUUAAGAAGAAAGUAUCAUAG
Molecule: messenger RNA, 712 nt
Organism: Hibiscus syriacus
Lineage: Eukaryota; Viridiplantae; Streptophyta; Magnoliopsida; Malvales; Malvaceae
Exons: 2
Coding region: 377-712 (111 amino acids)
Source: RefSeq, a predicted model, not a curated record